ACAUCAAUUAUAUUCUUUGUCCGUCGUCUCUGGUCAAGCGAGAAAAAAGUCCGCAUUGAGCUCAGUUUGGCCUUUUGAAUUGACCCGUGUAGACUAAGAAGAGGAAAUUGGACUACUAGAACAGGCAACAUGGAUUAUGUGUGGGUCAUCAGUUUAGCUGUUUUACUGGGUACCAACUUUUUGCUUGCUCAAAACCAAGGAUCAUCCUCAUCCAACCCUUCCUGGGACCCAAACCCUCAAUUUGGCAAUAGCGGAGGAGGGGGAGGGGGAGGUGGACAAUCAGGCAACAAUUGGGGAACACAAAAUAAUGGAUGGUCCAAUCCUUCUUCACAAUCUUCCAAUCCCAUGAUGGAGGCAGCCAAUAUGGCGGCCAUGAUGAGUUUAGCUGGAAUGGGAGGAAAUUCGGGUGGCGGAUCCAUGGGCGGGAUGGGUGGUAUGGGAGGCUUGGGUGCAAUGUCUGGUAUGAUGAAUCCUAUGUCCCUAAUGUUGAGUAUGCAGGCUAGCAGAAUGGGAGAUAACUUCAAUCCUAACCCACCUGAAGUUGUAUAUACACCUAAUCAAUGUCCAUCAUUUACAACAUUCCGCCAUUGCCAAAUCAAUCCUUGUCCUGUAAGAUGUAAAAGAUUUCCGGCUGCAAGAUGUGUAACAAAUCCAUGCGGUGGCUGUGCUCCAGAAUGGUAUCAGGGAGGAAACAGAAUCAUAGACUGUGAUUAGUUAAUUACAGGUAAAUCCAGUAAACAUCGAGCUGAAGAACAUGGAACAGUUUUGUGUUGUACAAAGUCAGAAUUCCACAAGACCCAAAUUUAUCAAGGGAUCUGAUAUUUAUUUAGAGCUUUUAUAAAUUCACAAAAAGAAUAUCAAAAGAAAUGAGACAUUGUACAUGUAUCAUUAAUUACAAUAUUUAGUAACACA
Molecule: messenger RNA, 912 nt
Organism: Saccostrea echinata
Lineage: Eukaryota; Metazoa; Mollusca; Bivalvia; Ostreida; Ostreidae
Product: neurogenic protein mastermind-like
Exons: 9
Coding region: 130-714 (194 amino acids)
Source: RefSeq, a predicted model, not a curated record